AAAAUGCAGCUGAGUAUUAUAGUAUUGCUCUUGUGCUCGGUGGUUGUUGCAAAUUCACUUGCCCCAAGUCAACUGGCAUCGAAAACCCCAUCACCCAAUGUAAGCAAGGAUCAGCCGUCAUCCAGGGAGGAGAAACCCAGUUUGAAACCGUGCAAACCCAUCGAGACUGUGAGUUCAGAGCCAAAAGGACUAGGCAAUACUCCUAAAGUCGGUUCAAUUACUCCGGAAUCAGCUAAAACGUCUGGCACAACCGUGGAUAAAAGUCUGGAUGAUUGCGAACCCAUUCCCGAGGGUAUUGGAUCUCGAUUGAAUGCGAGAACUCUUCAAACACUGGUUAUAAAAAAUAAUAAUAACCCUCUUUUUAAUUGAGUAAAACAUGAAAAUCAUUAAAUAACAUUUAUGUAAGCUUACUUCAAUAAUAAAUUAGUACAAAGAAAAUCGUAAAUCAUACCAAGAAAACUUCUAAGUGAUUGAUU
Messenger RNA from Drosophila melanogaster (fruit fly), 476 nucleotides. RefSeq lists its product as uncharacterized. Lineage: Eukaryota; Metazoa; Arthropoda; Insecta; Diptera; Drosophilidae. The transcript is spliced from 2 exons. The record is from RefSeq and is marked reviewed. The coding region runs from base 4 to 369 and encodes 121 amino acids.